This is a messenger RNA of Nicotiana attenuata, 600 nucleotides long. RefSeq lists its product as uncharacterized. The record is from RefSeq and is a predicted model, not a curated record. The coding region runs from base 1 to 600 and encodes 199 amino acids. NCBI's taxonomy places the organism in Eukaryota, Viridiplantae, Streptophyta, Magnoliopsida, Solanales, Solanaceae. The transcript has a single exon.
AUGGAGAACUGUCCAAAUGACACUCUGAAUUCUUAUUGUAAGGGAGGAAAGUUCUGUAUCAAGAAAUUGUACAAGGCUGCAAGACCUCGGUACCAGAAGUGCAACUGGAAGAGAUUAGUGACUACCUCAAAAGCAAUACCAACACAUCAAUUCAUUCUUUGGUUGGCACUGCACAGAAGAUUAACUACUGUUGAAAGACUACAAAAAUGGGGUAUAACAGUUGACAAAGAUUGUGUACUAUGCAGCAGGAGCAAUGAGGAAACAUUUGAGCAUCUACUGUUCGAGUGCACAUGCUCCAGAAAUAUGUGGAAUGCAAUGCUGAACUGGAUAGAAAUGCAACAUCAGAUAGGGAGCUGGGAUGAGGAAAUAGAAUGGAUAACAAAAGUGGUGGUGAAUAGAACAAAGGGUGAAAUACUAGUGUUUCUGUUUACAGCAAUGGUAUAUCAGAUAUGGAAGGAAAGGAACAAUAUAAGAUUUCAAGGAAUUGAGACAACAUAUAACAAAAGGAUAAAAGAGAUUGUCCUAAUGUUGCAUAUACAAGGACAGCAAAUUCAUAAAUGGAGGAAAGAGUUAGAAAAACUGAAUAGUUAUCCUAGCUAG